AUGUCGGACGUAUCGUCAUCCAAUGUCGCGUCUAAUCAAGAAAUUCAGGAAUCAAACAUAACACUCAUUAAAACAAUUAAGAAUUAUCUGGCAAGCAAAGACUAUAAAUUUUAUGUUGUUGCAGAGGAGGAUGCCGAAGUCGAAGAAUUCGAAAAAUAUUCUACUGAACAAAUCACUGCAUUACCCAGAGAGAAUUAUCAGAAGGCUAUAAAACUCUAUACCCAAGCGAUUGCCUUUAAUCAAGACGACCCUAUUUUUUAUAGCAAUCGGGCUGCAUGUUAUUAUAACAUAAAUGAAUAUUUAAGGGUUAUAGAUGAUUGUAAUAGCGCGUUGGAGAUGGAUCCUUGUUAUGUUAAAGCUUUAAAUAGGCGUGCGAUGGCAUAUGAACAAACUGCACGUUAUGAAGAAUCAUUGCAUGAUUUCACUGCGGCCUGCAUUAUUGGAGAGUUCAAAAAUGAAAAUGCUGCCGCUUCGAUUGAUCGUCUCUUGAAAAAAGUGGCUAGCAUCAAAGCCAAAGAAAUUAUCAAGUAUUCGACCACAGAACCUGUUGAUCAAAACGCUGAAGCCAAUAGUGAACCAGAAAAUAUCAACUCCGUUCAAGUUUCUGAUCUAGAUUCAGAAAAUCAUGCAGACAAUUUAUUUGACGCAGCAGAACGGUUCUUAAGACAACAACGGUAUGAAGAAGCCAUGAAUGCAAACGGAAAAGCUAUAAAUCUUGGAUGUACUAAGAUGGCCAAGGCUCUCAAUUUGAGAGGUACCUUCACUAAUUUAAUGGGUGAUUCACGGAGUGCUUUGGCGGAUUUCCAAAAAGCUCUCGACUUAAAACCCGAUUAUGUUCAACUUUAUGUAAAGCGGGCUACCAUUUAUACGGAGCAAGAUCCGGAUUUUAUAUUCGCAUACAUUCAGCUUGCUAUAGCUCAAUAUAAAAGUGGAUCGGUUGAGGAUGGAAUGAAAACUUUCCAGCUGGGACUGCAAAAAUUUCCCAAAUCUGCCGAAAUGCACAACUAUUACGGAGAACUUCUUGCGGACCAACGACGUAUUGAUGAAGCUAUUGAGCAAUUUGACAAAGCCAAUGAAUUACAAACUGGAAAUUUUGCCUUACCAUUAGUUAAUAAGGCAAUGCUUUAUCUCCAUGUGAAGGGUGAUUCGAAUUUGGCGGAAGAUCACUGCCGAAAUUUAGAGGAAGCACUGCAAUGUCUUGAAAAAUAUCAAGAAGUAGCACGUACUGAGGCAGAGCUACAAGGCUUAUUAGAAUAUGCUGAG
This is a messenger RNA of Racocetra fulgida, 1263 nucleotides long. The record is from the annotation of a GenBank genome assembly. Lineage: Eukaryota; Fungi; Glomeromycota; Glomeromycetes; Diversisporales; Gigasporaceae.